UAAUUAAUAAAUAAAAAAAACGCCCUUAUUUUGUCGUUUCGCCCCUUUCCACGUUUUCAUACUUUGCGCACCAAUCUUGCUCUCUGCUUUCUCUCGAUCAGGGUUUCCCCUCGUCUCCGAGCUCGUUUCGUUCUCGAAGAAUCGAUCUGCGAUAAUGACUCGCGGUAACCAGAGGGAUCGUGAUCGCGAAAGGGCUCAGGCUAGAACCGGUGGUAAAGGCAAGCAGAAAGAUGAUGGGUUGACCCCUGAACAGCGCAGGGAAAGAGAUGCGAAGGCGCUGCAGGAGAAGGCGGCAAAGAAAGCGGCACAGGAUGCAGGAGGGAAUAAUGCAGGUGGAACCAAAAAAUAGGCAAUAAUUCAAUGAGUGGUUUGAGUUCGACAUUGUUGUUUGUAGACAUGGAAUUUAUGGAAAAUUUAUGUUGCGUUAUUCGUGGAGUAUGAUGUGUUUAUUAAUGUAAUUUGUGACAGAUGAAUAAAUAAGUUGUGCUUCUUUGAAAGGUGUUGUCGCUGGGGGGCUGAAUCAAUAACUUGUAUCUUUGUUUGGAAUAAAUAGUAUUUGGCAAUGAUAUUGUGUUUGCUCCCCUGUCUUA
This is a messenger RNA of Glycine soja, 590 nucleotides long. RefSeq names its product small EDRK-rich factor 2-like. Lineage: Eukaryota; Viridiplantae; Streptophyta; Magnoliopsida; Fabales; Fabaceae. Bases 155 to 349 code for a protein of 64 amino acids. The record is from RefSeq and is a predicted model, not a curated record. The transcript has 4 exons.